CGUCACAAGCUGUUCUCCAGAAACUUGAAGGAAUGGUUCCGUCUCCGCUACAAGAACGUCAUCAUUGGCGACAUGUAAACAAAGUUGUCUCAACCUUGGCCACUUCUUUGUUAUACCUAUUUUAUCCUAACAACAGACCUCAUGUGUCUUGUUUAACUUUAAAUACUCUACUUUUAAAUGGAGGUAUACGCCUUGCGCUCCUGUUGGGUCAUCAAGCUUUGUUCCUCUGGUUUUACUGCUCUUCCUGUUGGAGAGUUUAGCAAAGAUCGUAAUCCUGACCUUGCAAUAACAGAAAUGGAUGAACUAAGCUGCAGUAUCAGCAUAAAUGAGAGAAGUGAUGCGGAGAGAGAAGUAUGGAGGAAGCAAGAAGUGGAAGGAGAAAGUACUCGAGAAGCUAAUCCUGAAACCGUUAAUGAAAGAGAGACAGUUAUGCCUGAGGAAUAUGUUUCGAGACAGUUGCCCAGCAGUGGCAGUGUAGAGAGUAGUGAAAGGGACUCUACACACAACAGAGAGUUGUUGCAGCAAAAUCUGAAUAAAGGAAGCGGGUUUAGCAGUAGGAAUGACUCAUAUGAUAUUAGACAAAAUUCAAGUGGAAAACUGUACAAGUGUGAACAAUGUGAUUCUGUCUUUAAUCAGAAGUCCAAUUUAAAAAGACACCAAAAGUUGCAUUCUGGGUAUAAACCUUUUAUCUGUAAAGAAUGUGGGUUAUCAUUUUAUGAACAAGUUUCCUUAAAGAAGCAUAGCAGAACCCACACAGGAGAGAAGCCAUACAAGUGUGAAGUGUGUAAUACUUCAUUUGCUCAUAAUGGGCACUUAAAAACUCAUAAGAGAAUUCAUUCUGGUGAGAAGCCAUUUGCUUGCCAAGAAUGUGGACUGUCAUUCUCACAAGCUGGAAAUCUCAAAGUUCAUAUACGUGUACAUACGGGGGAAAGACCCUACAUUUGUAAAACGUGUGGAGCAGCUUUCUCUAUCAGCAGUGUAUAUAAGAAACACAUAAUGGUCCAUACAGGUGAACGUCCAUUCAAGUGCUCCUUUUGUGAUGCUCGAUUUUCUAGUAACUCAAACUUAUCAAGGCACAAUAAAACUCAUACUGGGGAAAAACCUUUUAAAUGUCAAAUUUGCAGUGCAGCAUUUCCAGUAAAAAAUUCUCUUGAUCGCCACAUGAAGUCCCAUACAGGGGAACGGCCAUAUUGUUGUGAAAUGUGUGGCACAGUUUUUGCAGAUAUGUCUGAUUUAACAAAACAUCGUAAGAUACACACUGGGGAAAAACCUUUAAAGUGUGACAUUUGUGGAAUGGGAUUCUUUUCAAAAUCACAAAUGAAAAUCCAUAUCAGAACUCAUACUGGAGAAAAGCCCCAUAAAUGUAUUUUAUGUGGUGUGUCAUUUGCACAGAUUGGUACACUUAAUAAACAUAAACGGACUCAUACAGGGGAGAAACCUUUUAGAUGUGAUGAAUGUGGAUCUUUUUUUACUGCUAAAAGCAGUUUGAAGAAACAUGUGGAAAGGCAUGCCUAUAAUGCUUCACCACAACGCACAAAUACAUCUAACAUCUCUGAUUAUCGAAAUGUUGAAUCUCAUAUUGCUCCCUUUUGUGAUAAUCAAAAUAAGAUUUUAAGUGACAGCAAUGUUUGCAAUCAGGAAACAUUGCCACUUUCAUCCAGAUUAUUAGGAGUUCCUUCACUAACAUCAUCUGUGGAAAUUGAUGGUGUAUCCGUACCCUUAAACACAAAUUCAAAUACCGUAACUCCAAAGCGUACUUUACCAUUAAGUAGCAAUAACACCUUGUUAGUUACUUCUUCCUCGAUACCAGAAGAUCAUUCUGCCUUAAUAUCAAUGGAUAUAGGAAAUUCAACUCAAAUGUCUCAAAAUGUAAUAGCUGGAGGGAGAUUUCCCGUUUAUAAUUCCUCAUUACGUCCUGUUGAUAUCACCAUACCUGAACCGACUUCAACAUUACUCUGCAGUCCUGCUACAUUUGAAGCAAGAAGCACUCCAGCCUUGUCAUUCUCAGAUUUACAGAAUGAAACGGAGUUUUGCAAUCUUGAAAGAAGCUCAACAAAUAUUAAUUUGUCUGCUUCUACUACACUUCAGUCUCUGCCUACUGUUCCUGCAGAAUCCUGUGUUCAAUCUGCCCUCACAGCCAGUGCUGCAAGAUUAUCAUCGGCUCAAAAGUGUAUAUAUGUGUUUGCUGAGAGAGCAGUACACAACAGAACACCAGGAACAGUUGGGCACAUCACCUACUAGUCGCCUGUACUCAAUGGAAAUUCACACCUCGGCAAGACACUAACCCAAGGCCAGGUCAACUCGGGUCAACAGUGAAGGUGGUCACAAGGUUGUCGGUUACAAUUAUGCCAUGCUAAUCCAUAAGGAAUUAUUAUUUUCACAUCAGAAAAGGCAGAGGAUCUCACGUGCUCCGUUCAGCUGUAUAUAAGAUCACGUGCAGACACAGGAUAGACAAGAGGAUCUCACAUGCUCCGUUCAGCUGUAUAUAAGAUCACGUGCACACAGGGGAGACACGAGAGUGAGGCCUGUCUGGUUACGGGUGUUGGGGUCUGAUCAAGAUUCUGGAGAACAAACAUUGAGCACCUCAAAGUCGAGCGGAAUUCACUGUGGUAGUAAGUACGGCUCUCUUAUACCCAUCACCUUAUUUUUUAAUUUCCUUUUGCCUCGGUUGGGGAAACAGUUAGGAAUUGUCUUUCUGAAGUGAUAAUGUAAUGUUCUCAAAUUGUCAUCCCCUUGUGUAUUAAUGGUACCUGCCAACAUGAUACUGGGCUUACCAUUCUCUUUGCCCUAGUGCUCUUAAUUGUCCAGUAUCCCUAUUAAGGUGUGUCAAUACUAUUGU
This is a messenger RNA of Procambarus clarkii (red swamp crayfish), 2839 nucleotides long. Its product is annotated as zinc finger protein 25. The record is from RefSeq and is a predicted model, not a curated record. Gene Ontology annotation, cellular component: nucleus. Lineage: Eukaryota; Metazoa; Arthropoda; Malacostraca; Decapoda; Cambaridae. Gene Ontology annotation, biological process: regulation of gene expression.